Closterium sp. NIES-65 is the source of this 1548-nucleotide messenger RNA. The record is from the annotation of a GenBank genome assembly. Lineage: Eukaryota; Viridiplantae; Streptophyta; Zygnematophyceae; Desmidiales; Closteriaceae.
AUGGAAUCUGGGAGAAGGGGAUGGAAUCUGGGAGAAGGGGAUAGAAUCUGGGAGAAGGGGAUGGAAUCUGGGAGAAGGGGAUGGAAUCUGGGAGAAGGGGAUGGAAUCUGGGAGAAGGGGGUGGAAUCUGGGAGAAGGGGAUGGAAUCUGGGAGAAAGGGAUGGAAUCUGCGAGAAGGGGAUGGAAUAUGGGAGAAGGGGAUGGGAUCUGGGAGAAUGGGAUGGAAUCUGGGAGAAGGGUAUGGAAUCUGGGAGAAGGGGAUGGAAUCUGGGAGAAGGGGAUGGAAUCUGGGAGAAGGCGAUGGAAUCUGGGAGAAGGGGAUGGAAUCAGGGAGAAGGGGAUGGAAUCUGGCAGAAGGGGAUGGAAUCUGGGAGAAGGGGAUGGAAUCUGGGAGAAGGGGAAGGAAUUUGGGAGAAGGGGAUGCAAUCUGGGAGAAGGGGAUGGAAUCUAGGAGAAGGGGGUGGAAUCUGGGAGAAGGGGAUGAAAUCUGGCAAAAGGGGAUGGAAUCUGGGAGAUGGGGAUGGAAUCUGGGAGAAGGGGAUGGAAUUUGGGAGAAGGGGAUGGAAUCUGGGAGAAGGGGAUGGAAUCUGGGAGAAGGGGAUGGAAUCUGGGAGAAGGGAUGGAAUCAGGGAGAAGGGGAUGGAAUCUGGGAGAAGGGGAUGGAAUAUGGGAGAAGGGGGUGGAAUCUGGGAGAAGGGGAUGGAAUCUUGGAGAAGGGGGUGGAAUCUGGGAAAAGGGGGUGGAAUCUGGGAGAAGGGGAUGGAAUCAGGGAGAAGGGGAUGGAAUCUGGGAGAAGGGGAUGGAAUCUGGGAGAAGGGAAUGGAAUCUGGGAGAAGGGAAUGGAAUCUGGGAGAAGGGGAUGGGAUCUGGGAGAAGGGGAUGGAAUCAGGGAGAAGGGGAUGGAAUCUGGGAGAAGGGGAUAGAAUCUGGGAGAAGGGGAUGGAAUCUGGGAGAAGGGGAUGGAAUCUGGGAGAAGGGGAUGGAAUCUGGGAGAAGGGGAUGGAAUAUGGGAGAAGGGGAUGGGGAUGGAAUCUGGGAGAAGGGGAUGGAAUCUGGGAGAAGGGGAUGGAAUCUGGGAGAAGGGGAUGGAAUCUGGGAGAAGGGGAUAGAAUCUGGGAGAAGGGGGUGGAAUCUGGAAGAAGGGGAUGUAAUCUGGGAGAAGGGGAUGGAAUCUGGGAGAAGGGGAUGGAAUCUGGGAGAAGGGGAUGGAAUCUGCGAGAAGGGGAUAGAAUAUGGGAGAAGGGGAUGGGAUCUGGGAGAAGGGGAUGGAAUCUGGGAGAAGGGUAUGGAAUUGGGAGAAGGGGAUGGAAUCUGGGAGAAGGGGAUGGAAUGAGGGAGAAGGGGAUGGAAUCUGGGAGAAGGGGAUGGAAUCUGGGAGAAGGGUAUGGAAUCUCGGAGAAGGGGAUGGAAUCUGGGAGAAGGGGAUGGAAUCUGGGAGAAGGGGAUGGAAUCUGGGAGAAGGGGAUGGAAUAUGGGAGAAGGGGAUGGAAUCUGGGAGAAGGGGAUGGAAUCUGGGAGAAGGGGAUGGAAUCUGGGAGAAGGGGAUAG